UCAUAAUUUGGGCUAAAUUUUUAGGUCACCGUACAAAAAACCGGAAAUUCGUACCGAGCAUCAUCGGAGUUUCUGUAUGUUGGUCAGAAUCCUGUGAAGUUGAACAAGGAAAAUUCUAUUGCAAAUUCAAGGGAUCCUGGGAGAAGCUGGGAAAAGUGUAGCCAUUUCAGUUCCCAACGCGAAAUCGAAGCUGAAAUUGAAGCAGAUUAGUUUGAAGAAGAUUCAUCGACAUAGCCGAUGUUCGAUUUCCAGUAAUUUGGUAUGAACAAUAUCUUUUGAGAUUCUUGUUACUGUAAUUAGUUUACUCUCCGCACCGACGAUAAAUUGGCAGCGAUUUCAUUGAUGCCGCUGCUGUAAAGAAUCUCUUUCGAUUUGCGGCGGCUCAUUUCAUGAUAUGGAAGCAGUGGCGGAGGGAUUGUGGAGGCUAGCAGAUUAUCACGAGAAGAAAGGGGAAUUAGGGAAGGCAAUAAAGUGUUUAGAAGCUAUAUGUCAGAGUUCCGUGUCGUUCUUUCCAGUCGUUGAAGUCAAGACUCGACUUCGAAUUGCUACUCUUUUACUCACCCAUUCGCACAACGUUAAUCAUGCCAAAUCUCAUCUUGAGCGUUCUCAAUUGUUAUUGAAGUCUAUUCCAUCAUGCUUUGAAUUGAAAUGCCGGGCUUAUAGCUUGUUAAGCCAGUGUUAUCAUCUCGUUGGGGCUAUUCCUCCCCAGAAACAGAUUCUUUAUAAGGGUCUUGAUCUCACCAAUUCUGCUGGCCAUGAGCUGUCAGUGAAGCUAUGGUCUUGCAACUUCAAUUCACAGCUAGCAAAUGCUUUGAUCAUUGAAGGAGACUAUCAAAAUUCGAUUGCUGCAUUGGAGUCGGGAUACAUAUUUUCAGUUGAGAUAUGCUAUCCAGAACUGCAGAUGUUUUUUGCAACUUCGAUCCUUCAUGUGCACCUUAUGCAAUGGUACGAUGAUAAUUCUGUUGAACAAGCUGUUAACAAGUGUGAUGAGGUCUGGGAAUCUAUUGAACCCGAGAAAAGACAACAGUCCGUUGGCUUAUUAUUUUACAAUGAGCUGCUGCACAUUUUUUAUCGACUUCGGAUCUGUGACUACAAGAAUGCUGCUCAACAUCUAGAUAAAUUAGAUGCUGCUAUGAAGGCUGAUUUGCAACAAACACAGUACAUAGAGGAUCUGACUAAAGAAAUGAAUGCUUUAAAUCAGAGUCUAUCCAGGUCUGAUCUACAUUAUAAAGAUAGGCUGGCUCUCACUGAAAAACAUGCUCAGGUUCGGAGUCAGCUUAGAAGUAUGACUGAACCAACUUCCGUAAGCAAAGAAUCUUUAGAACCUGGGCAGUUCGGAAACAUGAGAAGAAAGUCGAGAGACAAGCUUGAGUUGGCACCAUACCCUAUUGACGGGGAGUGGCUACCAAAAAGUGCUGUUUAUGCACUUGUGGACCUUAUGGUUGUUAUCUUUAGCCGGCCUAAAGGACUUUUCAAGGAGUGUGCAAAACGAAUUCAAUCUGGAAUGCUUACUAUCCAAGAGGAGUUGGUGAAGCUUGGGAUAACUGAUGGUAUGAGAGAAGUCAGUUUGCAACACUCUGCCAUAUGGAUGGCUGGCGUUUAUUUAAUGCUUCUUAUGCAGCUUCUUGAAAACAAAGUAGCCAUCGAGCUGACGCGUUCUGAAUUUGUUGAGGCACAAGAGGCCUUGGUACAGAUGAAGAAUUGGUUCGUGCGCUUCCCUACAAUUUUACAGGCAUGUGAGAGUAUGAUUGAGAUGCUUAGAGGCCAGUAUUCUCAUUACGUCGGUUGUUACCAUGAAGCAACCUUCCAUUAUAUUGAAGCCGCAAAGCUAUCAGAGAGCAAAUCAAUUCAAGCAAUGUGCCGAGUUUAUGCAGCUGUCUCUUAUAUCUGCAUUGGCGAUGCUGAAUCAUCUACACAGGCGCUCGACUUGAUUGGACCAGUUUACAGAAUGAUGGAUUCUUUUGUCGGUGUUCGAGAGAAAACCAGUGUUCUUUUUGCUUAUGGCCUCUUACUGAUGAAGCAACAUGAUUUACAAGAAGCAAGAAAUCGAUUGGCGAAAGGAUUACAAUUGACCCACAAUCAUUUGGGGAAUCUUCAACUCGUUGCACAAUAUUUGACGAUUCUCGGGAGCUUGGCACUUGCUCUACAUGACACUGUGCAAGCCAGAGAGAUAUUGAGAUCAUCUUUAACAUUGGCAAAGAAGCUCUAUGACAUCCCAACGCAGAUCUGGGUGCUAUCAGUUCUAACAACUUUAUACCAAGAAUUGGGUGAAAAGGGAAAUGAGAUGGAGAACGCAGAAUAUCAAUCUAAAAAGGCAGAUGAUCUGCAAAAGAGACUCGUCGAUGCUCAUUCAUCCAUUCAUCACAUCGAUUUAAUCGAAAAAGUACGGCGUGAAAUUCAGCAACUUAAGGAGGUCGAUAUGAAGCGUGCAAUAGGUGGCCCGUCGCUUGGGGUUAAUCUUGAUAUCCCAGAAUCCAUUGGGGUAUCAGUUUCAUUGCCUACUUCGUCGUUGAAGCUUAUGGAUAUGGACACAGGGAGACGUGGGAAGAGGAAACUUUAGUGUGCUUGCUUGGGACGUUCUUCCAAUUAAGCCUCUUGUUGUCAUCUUGUUGUAACAACUGUGAUUGACUUGUAAAUAUUAAAUUUAUUGCCCACUUUAAAUUA
Cucurbita pepo subsp. pepo (vegetable marrow) is the source of this 2664-nucleotide messenger RNA. The record is from RefSeq and is a predicted model, not a curated record. NCBI's taxonomy places the organism in Eukaryota, Viridiplantae, Streptophyta, Magnoliopsida, Cucurbitales, Cucurbitaceae.